AUGAACGAGCUUAUGGACGCUGUUUUUUUCUCGAUAGCACCUGUCACACGAGCUUACAUCAUUUCUGUAGUUGGGGUAUUUGUGUUGAUUAAAGCAAAUGUGGUUCACAUCUCAUCACUUGUUUUCGAUGCAUCAGCGAUUCUCGAUGGAGAGGUUUGGCGACUUGUCACUUCUUUCUUGGUCCUUUCAGAGAACUUUGACUUAUACUUCAUUUUCAACGUCCUCUUUACAAUGCAAGUUUCUGACGCGCUCGAGCAAACCUGUAGAAAUUGGUUACAUUACCUUUGGAUGAUCUUUUUGGGGGGAUUUGCCAUAAUAUGUUGUUCUCUCUUUGUUUACUUUGUUGGCUACGUUCCUGCCCAACUUCCACUAUUGUACAGCUCCCUCAAAUUCUUUCUUGUUUACGUCUGGAGUAAGCGCAACAGAGACCAGAAUGUUGGUAUGAUGCUUUUUGUUGUUGUUAAACUUGUAUAUUUUCCUUGGAUUCUAUUGUUAUUGGACACAUUGUUGUUCCACGAUGGGAUGGAUGACAUCUAUGGAAUUGUCUUUGGCCAUAUCUUUUAUUGGUUUGAGGAUGUCUUUCCAAUGUAUUACAACUGGAGGCCUCUUGAACUACCAAAGUUUGUUAACAACAUCUUCUUCCAACAAGUCGAGUUGAACGACGAACCCGUUGAGAUGGUGGAAGAGCACAUCGACUGA
Molecule: messenger RNA, 699 nt
Organism: Entamoeba invadens IP1
Lineage: Eukaryota; Evosea; Mastigamoebida; Endamoebidae
Product: derlin-2.1, putative
Exons: 3
Coding region: 1-699 (232 amino acids)
Biological process (GO): endoplasmic reticulum unfolded protein response
Cellular component (GO): Hrd1p ubiquitin ligase ERAD-L complex; endoplasmic reticulum membrane
Molecular function (GO): misfolded protein binding; ubiquitin-specific protease binding
Source: RefSeq, a predicted model, not a curated record